Molecule: messenger RNA, 1716 nt
Organism: Thrips palmi
Lineage: Eukaryota; Metazoa; Arthropoda; Insecta; Thysanoptera; Thripidae
Exons: 3
Coding region: 558-1343 (261 amino acids)
Source: RefSeq, a predicted model, not a curated record
GAGUACAUUAGUGAGACGUCCACACAUUUCAAAGCUCACGAAAGAGGAACAUUUAAAUUGAAACGGCACUUUGAAAAGAGCGCGUUACACAUGCAGGAAACAACAAAGUAUGGUGAUCUUAAAACUGCACAUUGCUGACGACUGUAAACCAUGUUACGACAGUGCGACAGAACAAAACAUUCUUAAAACAAAAUUUUAUUAUAAAAAUUAAGUAAACAUAUUAUUGAAAUGGAAUCACUACAUGCUAAAAGGGUAGUUAGUUACGUUGUAUUUUUUGUUGGGUUGGUCAUGCUGGUUGUUGUUUGUCGGAGCGCGCGAUUCUGUUGUGUUUGUGUGUGUGUGUGCGUGUGUGCGCCGGUGGCGUGGGUGGGUCGUGAAAGGAGUGAGAGUUGUUUGGCCCCUGCUCAGGCUGCUGCUGUUCGAGAACAAAUCGGCAGUACGCUGUCUAAGUCGCAAGUAAGUCUGCCAGAUUUGCGCCCUCGGUGGGGCAGUGGGACGCCGCCCCAUGUCAGUUCAAGCCGUUACGAAGGACUGCGAUUGAGACGGCAUUGGCAAAUAUGGCUGAAAACAGUAUUCUACAGACUAAUUCGUCUGGCGGAAGGGAUGUAGUGACAACAUUCAUUCGAGUUUUGAAUUCAAGAAGCAGUUACAUGGCUUCUCAACUGUUCUCAGAAGACAUCAUUAUGGAAUGGUUUGGCCGGACUAUCAUUGGAAGAAACAAUGUCCUGAACUUUCUUUAUGACGAAGCCAUGGUUUCUAACCAUGACCUGAUAGAAGUCAAGAAGUCCAAACAAGCCAAUCCACCUCCUAGGGCACUUAAAAGGUUUCGCCAACCUCUGACACCAGAGAAAGAUGAAGACAUGCAUAACGACUCGGGGUUUGGCUCAGGUAUAUAUGAAAGUUGCGACUCCAGCUUCAGCAGCUCUGGUAGCUUAACUCCAAGUCAAAAUGUAGCAAUGGAUUUGUCAAGACUUCAUGUCACAAAGCUUAAAGAUGAUGGACUUGCCCUAGCGCCAUUGUGCAGAAACUUCAAAACACCAUCUAACACACGACUUCCUGCAAUCAAGCAUCCUCUUCUGAAGAAGCAGCCCAUGCUUCUCAAACGCCUAAAAGAAGUAGAUUUACCAACAAAUCUUGAGUUUGUUGAUGCAGCUGGAAUAUUAUAUUUCCGUGUUGAUGGUGACUUCUACAAUGCAGGGACGUCUUGGAGCAAGCCAUGCCACCUUCAAAUUGGUUACCAACGACGAGACUCUCCUGAAGACUUGCUAAUUUGUUUCUUAUUGUACAAUUCUGACAUGCCAUGUCGUCGCAACCUAUCUCAGGUAUUUGACCAGUGUGAAUAGUUGUUAAGUUUAACACAACCAAAUUUAAUCUGUAAUAGCAUUUUUUAAAAUAUCUUUUCUUUAAAUCUUAUAGUUUACCAAAUUUCUAAAGCUGUCAAAUUUAACUUGUGUUCUGUAAAGUUGAAUUUGUUCCUUGCUUCUUUUAAUUCUGUUGAUUGUGACUGUUGUUGUUUUAUAUUGGCUAGUUGUUUUCCUUUUGUAAUGUAUAGUGUCUUUUGAAAUUUGUUAAUUUGCUAAUUAGUCAUUCAUUUUAGUCGCAAAGCUUUAAAACUUGUGAGUAUGUUCCUUCUUGUCUUGUAGUUAAUGCGUUACUUUAGAUAAUGCACUACCUCAUAUUAUUUUCAUCACAUUCCACUUCCUCAACCCAUCAUUU